Messenger RNA from Aspergillus campestris IBT 28561, 507 nucleotides. RefSeq names its product short coiled-coil protein. Gene Ontology annotation, cellular component: trans-Golgi network. Bases 1 to 507 code for a protein of 168 amino acids. The record is from RefSeq and is a predicted model, not a curated record. Lineage: Eukaryota; Fungi; Ascomycota; Eurotiomycetes; Eurotiales; Aspergillaceae. The transcript is spliced from 2 exons.
AUGGCGUCGACGUCAGACUUGCACGGAUCCUCUCCCGUUCCAACCUUACCCCAACCCAACGAUAACGGUCGCUCCCACAUCUCCUCCAUCUCCUCAUCCUCUUCCAUCUCCGACGCCGAAACCGAACGAAGAGGUCGCUCAGAGCGUCCUCGCAUGGCCAGUCGGAAACCGAGCGCUUCCAUACUAGUCCCCCGAGAUCACCCCGAGAUUGAAAUCGAAGAGGAGGAAUUCCCUCCCGACGACGCCCGCGCUAUGAGUCCCCGACGGAACUCGGCCGACCUGGAGCGACUGGGCAAGGAGGCGCGACAGACCUUGCAAGAACAAGCCAAGGCCCUCCAGUCUUCCCUCCAAGCCCUCGCCGAACGCAUCGAUGCCGUCAAGUCCGACCACGAUAAACUAGAAAGUGAAAACAAGUUCUUGCAGGAUUACAUCGGUGGUCUAACCCGAAACAUGACCAAGAGCGACAUGACCCGACCCAGCACCAAAGUUAAGAAGUCGCAGAAGUAG